Messenger RNA from Polistes canadensis, 764 nucleotides. It is a transcript of the gene PDCD-5, whose product is annotated as programmed cell death protein 5. Gene Ontology annotation, molecular function: DNA binding. The record is from RefSeq and is a predicted model, not a curated record. Bases 169 to 552 code for a protein of 127 amino acids. The transcript is spliced from 4 exons. NCBI's taxonomy places the organism in Eukaryota, Metazoa, Arthropoda, Insecta, Hymenoptera, Vespidae. Gene Ontology annotation, cellular component: nucleus; cytosol.
AUUCGGUAAUAUUCGCGACUUUGUUCGUGAAACACAGUUUCCCUAGUGUCGAUUCAACGUGUAGUUUUAAAUAUUGCAGAUUAUUUUAUACUUCCUACAUUAAAUUUAUAAUAUAUAUAUAUAUAUAAUUCUUCAGUGACUUAAAAAAUAUUGUAUUAAAAAAAAACAAUGGAUCCAGAAUUAGAAGCAAUUCGCAAACAACGGUUAGCACAAUUGCAAUCUCAAUAUAAGGGAGGAAAUGUGGAAAAUAAGCAAGCGAUGGAAGAAAAAAGACAGCAAAUGGAAGAUAUGCGUAAUUCAAUUCUUACCCAAGUACUGGAUCAGGCAGCUAGAGGAAGAUUGAACACACUUUGCCUUGGAAAACCAGAGAAAGGAAAAAUGGUAGAGGAAAUGAUUUUGAACAUGGCUCAACGUGGACAAUUAUCUAACAAAUUAGGAGAAAAAGAACUAAUCAAUUUGCUAGAAAGUAUAAAUCAACAAACACAAAAAAGAACAGUUGUUAAGUUUGAUAGACGAAGAGCAGCAUUAGAUUCUGACGAUGAUGAUUUAUAGCCUUCGAGAUGAUAAUAUUUGUGUUAUUUUAAAUGAUUUUCUGUUUAAUUAUUAGAUAAAUAGCAUUACAGCAAAUUGUGUAUUUAUACUUCAUUGACUUGACUAUUUUCUGUUUAAUUUUUAUGCUGCUAAUAUAAAAAAUUUAUAUGAUAUUAUUAAUGUAUUGUUAUUUAAUCAGUAUUUUUUUGUAAUUUCAAUAAGACAAUGAAAUU